CCGGGCGUGCCCGGUCCUCCCGCACCGCCGCGGCCGCCCCGAGCCCACUCAGUGCCGCGGCCGCGGGGCUGUCGCUUGGGCGGCCGGUCGGCGGGACUCUAGCUGCGUGUGGCGGGUACCGCUGAGGAGGAGGAGGAGGAGCGGGAGGAAGGGCAGCAUGCCGGGCAGCGACACGGCGCUGGCCGUGGACAGGACCUACUCGGACCCGGAGCGGCACCGGCGCCGCAAGACGCGGGUGGAAAGACAUGACAUGAAUACCUUGAGUUUGCCGCUUAACAUUCGCCGUGGGGGCUCUGACACCAACCUGAACUUUGAUGUACCAGAUGGGGUCCUAGAGUUUCACAAAGUCAAACUCAGUGCAGAUAGCCUGAAACAGAAAAUCCUCAAGGUUACAGAACAAAUCAAAGUUGAACAAACAGCUAGAGAUGGAAACGUGGCUGAGUAUUUGAAACUGGUAAACAGUGCAGACAAGCAACAGGCUGGGCGCAUUAAACAAGUAUUUGAGAAAAAGAACCAGAAAUCUGCCCACUCCAUUGCGCAGCUGCAGAAGAAAUUGGAACAGUAUCACAAAAAGCUCAAGGAUAUUGAACAGAAUGGAUCUUCCAAAACUGCUAAGGAUGCCUCCAAAGAUAACUUGAAGGAUAUUCAGCACGGAAAGUCCCGUAUCUCUGGGCAUGCAACAGAGAGCAGCAAGUCGGGUGUGCCCGGUGUAUCUUUGACACCACCCGUCUUUGUUUUCAGCAAGUCUAGAGAGUUUGCAAACCUGAUCCGAAACAAAUUUGGUAGUGCAGACAACAUUGCUCAUCUCAAAAAUACCUUGGAUGAAUUUCGGCCAGAAACGAGUUCUAGAACAUAUGGAGGCAGUGCCACCAUUGUUGCUAAACCAAAAUAUGUUAGUGAUGAUGAAUGCUCAAGCGGGACCUCUGGGUCAGCAGACAGUAAUGGGAAUGCUUCCUUUGGUCCUGCUGUGGCAGGUACCCUGGACAGCCAAGGAAAGCUUUCCAUGAUUUUGGAGGAACUAAGGGAAAUCAAGGAGACACAGUCCCAACUGGCUGAUGAUAUUGAGAAUUUGAAAACACAGUUUAAAAGAGACUAUGGCUUUAUUUCUCAGAUGUUACAAGAGGAACGAUAUAGAUAUGAAAGAUUGGAAGACCAGUUAAAUGACCUCACUGAUCUUCAUCAACAUGAGACAGCAAACUUGAAACAAGAGCUAGCCAGCAUAGAGGAGAAGGUGGCGUAUCAGGCAUAUGAGCGAUCACGAGAUGUUCAGGAAGCCUUGGAAUCCUGCCAGACCCGGGUUUCAAAGCUGGAGCUUCAUCAGCAAGAACAGCAAGCACAGCAGUCUGAAACGGUUAAUGCCAAAGUGCUCCUGGGGAAAUGUAUAAAUGUUAUCCUGGCCUUCAUGACUGUCAUCUUAGUGUGCGUUUCUACUAUUGCAAAGUUCAUUGCUCCUAUGAUGAAGAGCCGUUUUCAUAUCAUUUGCACUUUUUUCGCAGUGACGCUUCUGGCAAUAUUUUGUAAAAACUGGGAUCAUAUCAUUUGUGCCAUAGAAAGGAUGAUUAUACCAAGAUGAAGCUGCCGGUCUGGCUGCUUUCCUCCUUUUUUUUUUUUCCUUCCUUCCCCUCCCUGUUUUUUAAGUGCUGUAUGUAUACACAUUAUUUUUUGUCAGUUUAAAUGUGCGGACUGGAUGGAGAAGGCUACUAAGAUUCUUGGACUUCAAGCUGUAAAUACAUAAAUGCAUACUUGUUGGCAGUCAGUUGCCUGUUCAAUCAGAUUGUGUCUAACUGGCUAUGUCUGCAAUGAACUGUUCGCUUAUGUCAGUCUUCUGCCUUAAUCCAAUGGGUUUUCCACUUUACAAGCCCAUGCCCACAAAAGAUGGUGUGAUGCUGUGGAAGGGAUCCAAGGAACUGCAAGUGACAGGUGUGCUUUUUACUAGGCUGGAGUGCAAAGAGUGUGAUCAGGAGAGAGUGCACCAUAAUGUGUAUCAGCCCUAAUAAGUUAAUUUUCUCUCUGAAUCCAAUUAGAAUGAUAAGGCAAAUUACACAGUCAUAUGCAUUAACGGUUCUCAAUUCUAAAUUACUGGGUAUUUGUAUAUAGAGUUUCUCAUGUUCUGGACCAGCAAAACUUGAUGCAUCUGCUAGUAACCCUUUGCACAGAGAGUUUACUGUUUGUAAAUUAGAGCAGUGAUGACUGUUGACCACAGUCAGCAGUUGUUCUAUCCAGGCACUGUUCCUCAACACACUUGGGAAAUACACAAAUGUAGCAUUAAGCUUCCAAAGAGGAACUGAUUUGAAUGACAGGAUCUCCAGGCCACUUUGUCAAGGAGGCAAGUAACUGGUGGGUAUGUUGUCACGUAGACCAAAGCACUCACUUGCUUCAAGCCCUGCAACCUUCAAGAGGAAAGGAGUACUCAGGAAGGCAGCAUUUGGGUUAGCCUUUGUUAGCACUGAAUUGUUGGGGUGCUCUAACCAAAUGCAAAGCAGGUGGUGGUGGGACUCUGGCUACAGUGGAUUUCUCUUUCUUGUGUCAGAUUAAGGAAUGUGGAAGAAGCCUGAGGGAACAGGCCCUCAGGGGAGCAGGGAGGUAAACUUCUGUAAAUAUACAAACACUGUGCAGACUCUUUUGAUAAGCAUUCCUGAAUAUAAUGUACUAGCAUACAGUGCUACUACUAGGAGACAGGGUUGGUCUUGUUAUCUUACUGGAAUUUAUUUUGCUUGAUUUAAGAACUGCAAAAAUUUCUCCCUGAAAUCUGCUUGGCUUUCAGCCAUGAUGUAAAACAAGAUCUUUAUUUAAAAAACAAAACAAAAUAAACAAAAAAAAACCCCACAACCAACUGCCAAAACCAAACACACAAACAAACAAAACCAUCACAACCAGAAUCCUUUUCCACUCUGCAGUAAAUAAAAACAAACCAAACCAAAAA
Molecule: messenger RNA, 2923 nt
Organism: Columba livia (rock pigeon)
Lineage: Eukaryota; Metazoa; Chordata; Aves; Columbiformes; Columbidae
Gene: TMCC3
Product: transmembrane and coiled-coil domain family 3
Exons: 4
Coding region: 158-1573 (471 amino acids)
Cellular component (GO): endomembrane system
Source: RefSeq, a predicted model, not a curated record